Messenger RNA from Raphanus sativus (radish), 2091 nucleotides. Its product is annotated as protein PSK SIMULATOR 1. The record is from RefSeq and is a predicted model, not a curated record. NCBI's taxonomy places the organism in Eukaryota, Viridiplantae, Streptophyta, Magnoliopsida, Brassicales, Brassicaceae. Gene Ontology annotation, biological process: positive regulation of growth. The transcript has a single exon. Bases 480 to 1961 code for a protein of 493 amino acids.
CAUCACUCCAUUUCAAAAAAUUAAUUAACAAGAACUCUCUCUCUCUCUUCAGUUCCACUUUUUUUUCCAGAUUCAAAAUCUCACAAUUUUCUCUCUCUACAAGAAGCUUGCGAGCUGGGACCAAAGUCUUAACUGAUUCAAGUCUCCUCCUCCUCCUUCUUCUUGUUCUUCCACUGCUUCACCACUUUACCCUCUCCAAUACGCGCAAAAGGCACAUCAUAAGACAUCAAUGGUCAUGUCUUCCUUUUUAAGUACCGCCCAUAAUCCCCAAUGAUUAUCCCCUUUUUCAUGCGCGAAUCCCCCACCUCGUUUCUCGCCAAAGCUCAAACAUUCUCCUCUUCUCAAAAACCCUUUUAAUCUUCUAUAACCCCAACAACCCCUGAGAGAGAGAGAAAAACACAAACUUUAUUCAAAUCUCUCUCUGUUUUCAAAGUCUCGAUCUUUACUUCGAAUCUCUCUCUCUCUCUCUCUCUCUCGCCAUGGUUGCAGAAGCUUGGCUUGUGAAGAUGAGCACCAAUCUCAAACACGCCCUCCUCCUCGAACCCUCCUCCUCCAACAAAAAAACCCCUCUCCCCAAACAAACAAUCGGGAUCCUAUCCUUCGAAGUAGCCAACAUCAUGUCCAAAACAGUCCACCUCCACCGCUCCCUCUCCGACACAGACCUCUCCAACCUCAAAUCCCACGUCUUCCUCUCCCAAGGAGUCACAACCCUCGUCUCCUCCGACGUCAACCACCUCCUAGACCUCGCCGUCUCCGAGAAGCUCGACGAUUUAACCCGCGUGGCUACCGUGGUGUCCAGGCUAGGCAAGAAGUGCAACGAGCCCGCCUUGCAAGGCUUCGAGCACGUCUACGAGGACAUAGUGAACGGUGCGAUCGAUUUCAGGAAGCUAGGGUUCUUGGUUAAGGACAUGGAGAGUAUGGUUAAGAAGAUGGAGAGGUUCGUUAACGCUACUUGUAGUCUCUACUGCGAGAUGGAAGUGAUGAACGAGCUUGAGCAGGCUGUGUUGAAGCUUCGGAGAAGCGGACAGGGGCAGCAGCAUCAAGGGAGCGUUAAGGCUUUUGAGCAGAAGCUUAUGUGGCAGAGACAGGACGUGAAGAGUCUUAGAGAUGCUUCCCUUUGGAACCAGACUUAUGAUAAGGUCGUUGAGAUGCUGGCGAGGACGGUUUGCACGAUCUACGGUAGGAUCGAGACUGUGUUUGGUGGGUUGGGUCUGCGAGGUAGAAAGGAUUCGAGUUUGAAGAGGGAAGUAGAGGAGUUCACGCGUGGCGCGGAUUUUAGUUUCCCUUGUGGGACUAAUCCAGGGAGGAUGUUCAUGGAGUGUCUCGCUAUGAACAGCUCGGUUUCUAGGAGUUAUGAUGAAGAAGUUAUCACGUUUCCUAGAACAAUGAAAAGCACUAAGUUUGGUUCCAAGAGCAGGUUAACUCAACACGCUUCAGCUUCGACGGUUGGAGGGUCUGCUUUGUCUUUACACUAUGCGAAUGUAGUGAUAGUUGUGGAGAAGCUUCUCAAGUACCCUCAUCUAAUAGGGGAAGAAGCUAGAGACGAUCUUUACCAAAUGCUACCGACGAGUUUGAAAACGUCCUUGAAGGCUAACCUCAGGUCAUACUUGAAGAACAUUUCGAUCUACGACGCUCCGCUAGCUCACGACUGGAAAGAGACUAUAGAUGGUAUACUCUCUUGGCUUGCUCCCUUGGCUCACAACAUGAUCAGAUGGCAGAGCGAACGGAACUUCGAGCAGCAUAACCAGAUUGUGAAGAGGACUAAUGUGCUUUUGCUUCAGACACUUUACUUUGCUGAUAGGGAGAAGACGGAAGCUGCGAUUUGUAAGCUUCUUGUCGGGUUAAACUACAUUUGCCAUUACGAACAGCAGCAGAACGCGUUGUUGGAUUGUGCGAGUAGCUUUGAUUAUGAAGAUUGUUUUGAGUGGCAGAGUCAAUGCCAAGCAGCUUACUUGGACUAACAUUUGGUUUUGUUUUAAGUGUUGUUUUAUAGAUAAAUUUGUUUAUGAUUCAACACAUUGUGAAUAUCUAAACUCUCUACUGUUGUUUGCAUACAUAAAAAAGAUUGUGGAAUUGGGGUUUCGGUUGUGA